AUGGAUUGUUUUGACGGAUCUUCCGGGCAGUUCCGGGACUUCACGAAGGGUGACUUUGAGGCCGACUGGAUUAAAGUGGCAGAAUGCAGAUUUGGUCAGGUGUACCAGGUCAAGCUCAAACUCUGGCGGGAAAAAUGUGCCCUGAAAAACUUUGACACAACCAUGUGUCCAAACAACUUUUACAGAAGAAUAAUGGACGAGGCGUCCAACAUGGUCAAAGUGAAAUUCAAAUACAUCAUGUCCAUCUACGGACUGUGUAGUGAAGCGACAGCUGUGGUGAUGGAGUACAUGAGCAAUGGAUCACUUAACAAUCUCCUAGCCAGUCACACGCUGAUGUGGCCAAAGAAGUUCCAGAUGAUUCAUGAGGUCUCCAUGGGCAUGAAUUUCCUCCACAGCAUGAAACCUCCGCUACUUCAUCUUAACCUCAAGACGUCAAACGUCCUACUAGACGAUCAUCUCCAUGUCAAGAUUUCAGAUUUCGGUCUGAUCCACUGGGAAGAGGGAAUGAGCAAGAAGUUGUUCAUGGAGCAUCUGACAGCAAGAGGGAACAUUAGUUACAUUCCACCGGAGACCUUCACUCAGUGCCCCGAUCCACCAGGAACUACGUUUGAUGUUUACAGCUUUGGAAUUGUGAUGUGGGAGAUUCUGACACAGCAGAAACCGUACGCAGGGUGCAGUGUGACCACAGUGCUCCUACAGGUAUCACAAGGGAGGAGACCCUGUACGGAGAUCAUACCUGAGGAGAAGCCCCACGAGUGUGACCCCAUGAUCAGCCUCAUGCAGAAGUGUUGGGACCAGGAUAGCAGGAAGAGGCCACUGUUCUCAGACACCGUGAUAAAGACGGAGGCUCUGAGUGAAGUCCUGAAGAUCCCAGGAUCAAUCCACAGAAACGGCGAUAAGGAACAAACGCUUGAUUAUUCUUGGCUGGUUCCCCCGAUACCUAAGAUGACUUUGCCUGAGAUGCCUGACAUUCCCUCAGAUGACCAACAUGCCCCAUACAGCAUUCUCUCGCUUUUGUCCAGAAAGGACUUUCGUAGUUUCAGACAGUCUGUGAAGAGGGAGGAUGUGUGCACUCCCUUUUCAGGGGAAAAGAGCCUCCUCCACUACACGGUAGUCAGCGGAGAUGCCUCAAGUGUUGCGCAUGUCUUAAGUCUGGAUGCCGAAGUCAACUGUACAACUGCCCUAGGUUACACGCCACUUAUUAUUGCUGUCUUGUACAGGCUUCAUGACAUCAUCUCUCUACUGCUGGUUCAUGGGGCAUCAGCCACCCAGGGGGAUGAGGACCAGUGGACAGCUCUACAUUUUGCUGCUCAGAACGGCGAUGACAGAGCUGUACGUCUCCUUUUGGACAAAGGUGCUGCGGCGGAUGCCCAGGAAAAAACCGGCUGGAUGCCCCUCCAUCUGGCCUGCCAGAACGGCCACGAAGCAGUGGCGCGCCUGCUGCUUUCACGGCUGUCGAAGGAAGCAGUCGGACAAAAGGAGGAAACACGAGGGAAGACAGGGCUACACCUAGCCUCCGCCUACGGAUAUCUGAAUAUUGCCAAGCUCCUCCUCUCAAAGGGAGCAGAUCCCAAUGUUAUAGAUGCCACGGAUUCCACUGCUCUUCACCUGUCGGCCGGGGAAGGCCAUAAUAGAGUUGUAAGAUGUUUGCUGGAUGGUGGGGCGAGCAUCGACAGUGUGGACAGCAAGGGCUACACUGCACUGCACCUGGCUGCUCUGAAGGGUCACACAGGCAUAUGCAGGCAGCUGUUGUCAAAAGGAGCCAGCCCAGACUCCAGGACCCUCCAAGGCUGGACUCCCAUUCACCUGGCUGCCCUUAGAGGUCAUGGAGCUACCAUGGUCCAGCUGGAGAGCCAGGGUGGUUGUGUGAAUGUUAAGGGUGAAAAUGGAUGGACUCCACUCCACCUCGCCUGCCACCAGAGCCAGUCGGAAGUGGUGGCAAAGCUUUUGACGGCCAAAGCAGAGCCAAAUGUGACGGAGGACCGUGAAGGAUGGACACCACUACAUGCAGCCUGCACCAGUGUUAGUUUCCCAUGUGUACUCCACUUGAUAACACAUCAUGCAGAUGUUAAUGCUGUAAGCAAAGGAAAGACGACACCUUUACACCUGGCGGCCCAGCAUGGCUGUGUGCCGAUCGUAAAGGCUCUACUGCUGAACGGGGCCGACACGACACUUCUGGAUUCUUCUGGGGCCACAGCUCAGGCUGUGGCUCAGAAAUGUGAAAAGGGGGAUAUAGUGGAGCUUCUGGAAAAGGGAUGUUAA
Molecule: messenger RNA, 2262 nt
Organism: Limanda limanda (common dab)
Lineage: Eukaryota; Metazoa; Chordata; Actinopteri; Pleuronectiformes; Pleuronectidae
Gene: ankk1
Product: ankyrin repeat and kinase domain containing 1
Exons: 9
Coding region: 1-2262 (753 amino acids)
Biological process (GO): regulation of cell cycle process; protein phosphorylation
Cellular component (GO): cytoplasm
Molecular function (GO): ATP binding; protein kinase activity; protein binding
Source: RefSeq, a predicted model, not a curated record